Carassius auratus (goldfish) is the source of this 1894-nucleotide messenger RNA. Its product is annotated as UPF0687 protein C20orf27 homolog. The transcript is spliced from 6 exons. The record is from RefSeq and is a predicted model, not a curated record. Lineage: Eukaryota; Metazoa; Chordata; Actinopteri; Cypriniformes; Cyprinidae. Bases 299 to 820 code for a protein of 173 amino acids.
GCAUGCAUAUUAACAUCCGUCUACUGUGAUUCCUUCAUCUGGUCGGGUUGAGGUCUGGACAUGGGCCCCGAGCGGUCUGGUCUCACGGGGUCCGGUAUGGGCUGGGGUCUCAUUACUCUGUCUUGGUGUGGAUCUGGGACUUGGCUUAUAGUUUACAACAAGACCACAGUCUGUUUCCAGUGUAUAAAGCUGAUAAUAACCUCAAACAUUUCUGGCAUGAUUGUUUCGAGGUCAGAUGUCAUCUACGAUGAGGCCGUAACAACAGCUUUACCGGAGUUUGAUCCUGAUUGUUACCAGAAUGGCCACUGCUAAGAAAGCGUCGUCUAAGACAGGAGGCGUUCGCUUUGCUGAGGAACCCGCUGCAGCCGCUCACUCUCAUGUGCAUUUUGACGAAAAACUGCACGACUCUAUUGUCAUGGUGAUCCCCGAGUCGAACGGGAACUUCCUGGUGAAGGUGGGCUUCCUGAAAACACAGCACCGAUAUGAGAUAGUGUUCACACUGCCUGAGAUGCCAGAACUCGGGAAAGAUGUGUGUCCGGCCCCCAUCCCCAAUCCUCACCUCCAUAUCACUAACAUAACACCGUCCUCAGAUGGAGGUCUGAGGGUGACUUGUGAAUAUAUGGCCCAUCAGGAGGGAGUGAUGUGUGAGGAGGUGCAGAUUCUUAGCGAGAGCAAAGAAGACGCGAGUGUGAAGGUCAAAGUUCAUGCUCGUGUCAUGGACCGUCAUCACGGGACUCCGAUGCUGCUGGAAGGCGUGCGCUGCAUAGGAGCAGAACUCGAGUAUGACUCUGAGCAAAGCGACUGGCAAGGCUUCGACUGAGCGCCUGAACCUCACAGACUUCCCAAUCAGUGCCAUAUAUCUCGUGUCGGCGGCGACAGAAUAUUCCAGAUUCUGGACUUCUGUAAUCAGUGUCACUGCUUUCUGCUCGCAGCGUUUGGAAACAAACUGUGGUUACUAGCUUGUUUGUACUGUUACAAUUGAAUGUAGGAAUGAUCUAUCGUUUACUGUAGCUCUCUGUGAAUUGCUGUUUUUCAGGUUUGAAUAAAAAACAAUUUUUUUAGAUAAAAACAAGUGUAAUAUGCUCUCAUGUCUGUGCUUUUGCACUUUCUUGCAGCGAGCUGAUGUGAGGAUAAUGUUUUUCAGCUUGUUUGUACCAGUAGGAGGCGCUGCUGGCAACAAAAUCAAUCUGACACGUUUCACCUUGAACUUCGGUGGCAUCUUGGCUUUUAAAGUUUGAAUGUUUUGAUUCAUCUGCUGAAAUGAAUUCGAUAGUAAUUUACUCCAAAUCAUUUUAGAUCCAGCAAAUGUUGGAGAUUUUGUCUGCCCUGAUAGAUUUUUUAUGAGAUCAUCAGUUUAAGGGCUUGUUCAUUCAUCUUUUGUGUGUUUUUUUUUUUAAGCCAAAGUGCCUGAAUCACGUACCUUGUAGUUGAUUUGAUUGAUGCUAGCAUGUAAAUCGAGCUAUUACACAUUGAACAUUGACAGCCUUAUUUCAGCAUAGUGCUAUGUCUAUUCUUAACUCUAUUUUACUGCUUUUAUGAGGUCUCUGGAUCUCUAUGAAAGUUCAUGUGUCUUUUCAAAUGGAAAUUCAAAAUAAUUUCUCCCAGAGCAAAUAAUGUUGAGGGUCUUCAUUGUUAACGACUUGUUUCUCUGUCCUACUGUAAUUUUUUAACUCAAAAUUCAAAUAAAAUUCACUUGUUGAUUCAAAAUGCUUUUAGAAGUUUUAAGUUUAUAAAACAAUUGUGAAUCAUUGCAUUGAACAACCACUAGUGAGCAGUGUACUCUAAAAUUAAUAAUGAACAUAUUUACAGUUUCCUGAAUGUUAAGGAUUGGACAUCUGGUUGCAUGUUUUGGUUUUUGAUAAAUGUACAAUAAAAUCACAAGUCUGAUAAUGAA